GACCUACUAAAAGCAACUAAGAAAGUCUCACAAUUUUAGGCAAGACUGCUAGGUGGUACCUAUGCUUACUACCCUAGCUGCCCAGUUAGAAGCACCAAGUCACAAGACUUCGCGACUGCGCUGCUGCGUCAACCCCUCGGCCCCUGCGUUCCUCCACUAUAACCCCUCUUGCCACUCCAUAACCUUUUCUUUAACUUUUCAAAACUCAGAAACAUCCUUGUCUUCCCAGGCACCAGUCGCGCUAGAUGCCUUCAGCUCUUCAGUAGCGCGUUAUUAACCGAGGGUAGUUGCGAAUGGUCUCUUGCCAACAUGGCGCUAUCCAAUUCAUCAAUCUCUAUAUGCCUGUAAGCAUCGUAAUACCUCAGGAGACUUUUGAUCUGUUAACCUUCCUUAUUGGCGAGUCUGCCUAGUCUUGACGAUCAACCUGCCUACAUCGAGAUCCAUACCGACCUCUUAGUCUAAUGUUCUCACAACGAAUAUAAACCAUUUAUAACCUCCAGCUUCAUUUCUAUCAAGUGUAGUUUUCUCUCAUGCAUGUCUUGACUUAAUUGACUUGACACAUCUCAUAUUCUCAUAUUUCUGUCUUCUUACCGUCUUAAAUUCUCUUAUACUGUUACCGUUCUCCUUAACUACUUCACGUCCCCUAGACUCCUUUACAAGAUACUUCGUUAUUUGUGUCAAGCUCAGCUGAAAUCGAACACGAUGGCCGUCUCAGCCCUUCCGAAGCUGCCCGUGGCUCACGAUGUGUUGGCAAAUUACAUCGCCAACCAUCCCAAGACUCCGGUGAGAGAAUUGAUGGAUCCUUAUCGCAAAUUUGAAGCCCAACUGCGUGAGAUGUACGCACAGGAACGCAACAAUCCCGUCUUAGACGACCCUUAUGUCAAUGUCCUACCCCUUUUCACUAAGGAUACCCCAAAUAUUAAGACCCGUGCGCGUAACCUUGAAGCAGAAUCGCCCAGCGAAAAGGAGAAGUACAUCAUGUCUCUUCCCGACGAUAAGCGGCGCCCUAACGACUCACCCGCUGUCGUAUCUUCUCUCAAGGAGUUUCGACACAACUUCGGCGUCUUUUCAGAAUCGUCUCUUGUUGAAAUGAACUGGAGCAAUGUCAUUGCUGCUGGUUCGUCUGUCGUCAACUGUCUUCUUCCCGUUCCAGAUCAAUACAAGAAGUCUAAGAGGGCUCUUCGUAACUACUAUCACGAAAAGUUCUGCCCGGCUUCUGACGUUGAUUUAUUCUUGUACGGUCUUAGCGAAGAGCAGGCUGUUGAAAAGAUCAAAGAAAUUGAAGCUCGGAUCCGUGAUGCGAUCCUCUCCGAGGUCACAGUGGUCCGAACUAAGAAUGCCAUCACAAUUUGCAGCCAAUAUCCCACUCGCCAUGUCCAGAUUGUUCUCCGAGUAUACAAAUCAAUCUCUGAAAUAUUGACUGGAUUUGAUAUUGAUUGUUCUGGUGCUGCUUAUGAUGGAAGCCAAGUCUACUGCACUCCACGAGCUUUGGCUUCGUAUAUCACCCAGAUCAACCCUAUUGAUCUCACGCGGAGAAGUCCAUCAUAUGAGAACCGUCUUUCGAAGUAUAGCCACCGAAAUUUCGAGGUUUACUGGCAGGAGCUUGAUAGAUCUCGUAUUGAUCCUACUAUCUUCGAACGUAGUUUCCAUAGGACUCUUGGACUUGCCCGCUUGCUCGUCCUAGAACGUUUACCGACUACGAACGCUAGAGAUGAAUAUCUCAGGAAGCGCCGAGAGGAACGUGGAAGGCCACAGUUGGAUAAUCGGUUUCAGUAUCGCAUCCGGGGAAAUAUCAAGGACAUCCACGAAGAUGAGGUGGCAGAUUGGGUCGACGAAAGCGAAGUCUCAAACUACCAUACCUUCAGUAUUCCGUAUGGCGAAAAGUUCCACGCCAAGAAGAUUGAAAAGCUUUGCUAUACGAAAGACUUGCUUCUAAACGCCGAAUGGAACCAACCUAAGGAGAGGGAAGUUUACUUGCAUAGACACCCUGCUUUCUUUGGACGAGUCGAAGAUGUAAUCGGCGACUGUUGUGGCACCUGCCCAAAGCCGCACACAGCUGAAGAAUUUGAAGUGUUCGAGAAAGAGAGUGCGAUCUAUGUAUCAGGGAAAGUCACCUUUCGUAUCGACGAUCCAGGCAGACAGCAAAUUGGUUCGUUCAACCCUCUUACGGAUGAUGACUGGACUGAGAUGGCAUAUGUUGGCAACACUGCUCGCUUAUGCCAGGCAAUUGUCGAUGGAGAUAUCGAGCAUGUCGAAGAUUGGCUUUCGCAAGAAGGUGCCGACCCUAACAAGAGGGAUUACACUGGCAGAACCCCUCUACAUCUUGCCGUUAUCAGCUCAACACCUCAGGUAGUCAAGUGCCUAGUUGACCGCGGUGCACGCCUUGUCUCUCGCUUAGCCGAUGGCCGAAGUGCACUUCACCUAGCUGCAGCGCGUGGCGAUGUUGAAAUGGUCAGGAUUCUACUCGAGAAAAGCGAAUCGAAUGAAGAAGAUGAGGAAGAAAAGCAAGACCAACGCCGCAAAGCUCGUUCUACAGUGAACAAUGGUAAUGAAGUGGACAAAAUUGACCAGAAGGCCACUGCUACUAAGUCCGACAAUAAACCUGAUGAUGAGGAUUCGGAAGCAGACUUGGUUAGCGAUGCUUCUUCUGAGGAUGGCAAUGAUGCAAUAUCUAUCGCUACUGGAUCAUUUGUCAAAAUCGGCAAAGAUGGUGAAACUGAGGAGAAGGAUGCAGCGAUCCUCGAUGAAGAUACGAGUGAGCCGGACUUCUACAAGGUCGACGCUGUCGCAUGGGAUUCCAAGUGCAGCGCUCUGCACUAUGCUAUCGUUGGGGGCCAUUGCGAAGUUGUCAAACUCCUUUGCCAGGAGUUUGGUUCUGAUGUGAUAUCGCCUGUUAAGAUUGGUGAUGGAUCAUAUUCAAGCCCUAACGUGGCGAUAUUAACAAUGGUCUUGGCCCUUGCUCUCCCUGUUGAGAAAGCCCUACGCAUGGCAGAGACAUUACUAAGCCUGGGCGCAACAUCUUCGCAAGCCGAUGCGGAUAGCAUCACUGCAUUUCAUCGAUAUAUCCAAAGUGGGCCACCUGAGUUGGUUGAGUGCUUAUGGAAUAAGGACAAGAUCGGUGUCAAGGCGGCCCUUAACCAUGUAUCCGUCACAGGCUCAUUCUACAGCAGUGAAGUUACAACUCCACUGUCGACAGCUAUCGACAAUGGCGACCCGAUACUUGUCCUCAAGCUUCUUGAGGCGGGAGCGAAACCCCAGAUUGACUUUGACUCAUGGUUGAAGGGUGCCAAGUUUGCCUUUGAAGGUCAGCUUCGCGAUUACGAAAACAACGUCGCACGUUACAAGGAUGCUACUGAACAGCCAUUGGUAAUAGCUAUCAAGUCACUGCAUCCUUCCAAUGCUAUCGAAUUGUUAGAGAGGGGGGCUGACCCGAACACGCUGACCCGAGCGAGCCACAACGUCAUUUCGAAUGACUGGUCUCGAAAAUAUCACAAGGGUCGAUCUGUUCUCGACGUCGUCCAUGAUUUACUCAAGGAAUAUUGGGAUUUUAGGAAUAAUUUGACUGGUACACCCGAAACUGGACGGAAGCCAGGAUUCUAUGCUCCUAAGAAGGGAAUAUAUGUUGAACGACCAGCAGAGCCCUUUGGAACUACUGAGUUCCUUUCAAAGUUCACCGAGGGCACUUACACACACUAUCUCGUUUCCACCGACAUCGCAGAUCGAACCAAUAACUACAAGAAGCAGCUGGAGAAGUUUGAGAAAGAACAAGCUGAGUCUGUUGCCGAGGAAGAAUUAACAGAGAUGGACGAAACCACCCAAGAUCUCAUCUCGCAACUUGAAAGAGUACUGGAACUUCUCGUAUCUAAAGGUGCGAAAACUUUUAGGGAACAGUACCCUGACAUACAAGAUCCCCCCGAAUCUCCAAAGGAGUCAUCUGAAGACCGCUCCUCAUUACCGUAUACUCUGGAAAUCAAAUUUCCCCACGCCACAGAUGUCACCGACGCACGGAAGGAUGCAUACAUUAGACUCUUUGAAGCAGCAUGGACAGGCGAUCUCGAAGUGAUCAAAUCACUCACCUUAGCUUCGUGGGGUGUAGAUGGACAAGAAUCGCCUCUCAAGAUGGCAGUGUCCGAUAUGAAAGGCAACAAUCCGUUCUCACUUGCAUUUCUUCGCGGUCAUUAUGAGGUAUCGAAAGCAAUUCUGGAGAUUGCACAGGCACAGUGGGCGCCGAAAUCAGAUAAGACCACUCGCUUCACAAUGAAUAAGGAUGUUAAUGACGAAUAUUAUUCCUGCGAGGAAUCUGAGUCUGAUGACGGCGAUGAGGUUGAAGUAUAUAAGAGGGUCAUCGAUGACCAAUUCACGAUUGAAAAUGUUGGUCAGGUCUCUACGCAAGUUAAAAGCCAAGUUCUUGCUAGUGCACUCCUCGAUUGGGAGGUGCCCACGUUUGUGUCGUGCGAUGGCUCGUUCAAGGCGAAGGAGAGGAAGACUCUACUUCAAUUCGUCAUAUCUGAGAAUGACGCUAAGGGCUUCGACUUCUUGAUCAAUUUAAAUGUCCACUUCGCUCGUGAGGAGCCUGUUGGGGAUGAUAAUGAUGAAGAGAACCGAUUUUACAUGUUCCCUCAGCGCUACUUCGAUCACGCUUUGUGGCUUGGGCGAACAGAGAUGCUUGCUAGUGUCAUUCGACGAAUCGGCGCAGGAAUUCCUAUCGAAGACUUAGUGAAGAAAAGCGGUACGGAACUCAAUGUGAAGCCUCGCUACUACCAAGGUUUGAGCGUUUAUGGGAAGAAGAGGUCGGAUUGGGCUAAGGCUGGCCGCAAUCUUGUAGUUAAAGCCACCGGAAGCAAGAUCCCGCCCUUGCUUUCAGCUGCUCUCCAGGGCUCGUUGGAAUCUAUCGAGUGGUUUGUCAGCGACACACCAAUGCGACACUAUGUGGAGUUUGGAAAAUCCAAGGUUGCCAAGGAGGAUGUUCGCCUGAAGCAUCUAACUGAAGCGUCUGGUGGAUUUGAUCGAGCGAUUUCCAAAUGGCUCGGUGUUCAGAAUGAUCUUGUUAUUCACUGCGCAGUAAUGGGACCCAGGGGGGAGAAGACCAAUAAACUCAUCGAGUACCUGAUCAAGGUUUGCCCAUCAUCUUUCGAGGCAAAGUCAGAUGAAGGAUACACCCCUCUAUAUCUAGCUUGCCUGCUCGGAAGAGUCCAGUUCGCAAAGACACUUAUCAAUGCCGGAGCCGACCAGUCAGUGAAGGAUAAGGAUUUCAACAAUGUAAUCCACGCUGCCUUGACGAACAAUCCCGAGCCCGAGCGACUCCGAGAGCUCCUAGAUCUUCUUGAUAAGGAUCUAAGAUCUCAUAUGUUCCUCCAACGAAAUAAUCUCACUCGCGGUGGUGAUACACCUCUCCACUUUUGGCUCAAGGAGGCUAAUCCAGUGCAAUACUGUUGGAAUUACUGUCGAGGCUACAACACUUCUCGCCGCGAGCUCCAGGACGAGAAUACUGCUAACAUCAAGAUUCUCAAAGUAAUCUUAGAACUCUCCGGCGGUGCAGAGCUCGAGACCCUCAAUGGUGCCGGUGACACAAUUCUCCACACCGCAGUUCUUCGUCAUCUUGCGGGUCACGUCCGAGUGCUCGUCUCCCAAAAUCCCAACGUUCUUUACCGCGAAAAUGCGGUUGGCCGAACUCCCGGCGAGAUAGCCUAUGAUUUCUUCAUCAACUCUAAUGUAGUCGACAUAGAACCCGUCGUGGUUAGGCUUGAUACGGGGAAUGGGAAUAUAAAAACCGUAUUGCUCAAGAAGAAAGGCUUUUCUAGAGAUAAAGAAUCAACCGACUCUAUCGGACAGAACCGCAAAGAGCACACUUGGCAAAUCAUUGAGGAACAGCUCGGUAAGGCCGAGGGCAAGCGUCGCCUGGUCAGCCUCAACGAGGCAAACGACGUGGCCAAGCGGCUAGGCGAGAGCUACUCCUGGCAGCGGUACUUCCAGAAGCGCAGAACUGCCGACGACGAACAAGAGGUGGAGGAGCAGCGAGGGAAGGAUGAUGAAAAAGAGGUCGACUUCGUCACGACUGAGUAUAGGCUUUUCCGCGACACCGCAUGGAUAGAUGAGAAGGAAGACGGCGAGCGAGACUAGGUUCUUAACGGUAUUCUGCGGUUGCUUUCAGUGAUGUUACGAGUGAUUUUAUUAGAGAUGCUAUGGAUUUUGGAAGUGGAUCUGGGAGCGACGAAGGAAAUAACGACGAGCUUACGUUUUCUUAUGUAAAUUCAGCUGCAGCUCUUUGCUUAACGGGAAACAAAUUGGCAAUGCAUGGAAAUUUGUAAACAUACUCUACGCUUCGGAGAAAGUAUACAACGCAAUCAGGUACCUAGGUAGAUAGGCAAGUAAACGAAC
Messenger RNA from Annulohypoxylon maeteangense, 6378 nucleotides. RefSeq names its product ankyrin repeat protein. Lineage: Eukaryota; Fungi; Ascomycota; Sordariomycetes; Xylariales; Hypoxylaceae. Bases 703 to 6120 code for a protein of 1805 amino acids. The transcript is spliced from 9 exons. The record is from RefSeq and is a predicted model, not a curated record. Gene Ontology annotation, molecular function: protein binding.